Molecule: messenger RNA, 4299 nt
Organism: Bactrocera latifrons
Lineage: Eukaryota; Metazoa; Arthropoda; Insecta; Diptera; Tephritidae
Gene: vn
Exons: 7
Coding region: 877-3846 (989 amino acids)
Biological process (GO): nervous system development; intracellular signal transduction; animal organ development
Molecular function (GO): signaling receptor binding
Source: RefSeq, a predicted model, not a curated record
UUCACAUCUAAUGUCGGAAAUCGCAGUUCCCAGUUCCGCAUCUGUCUUUUGAUAAACUUUAUUGAGAAAAUCGACAUACAGUGGAACAGCAUUAACAUUUUACUUGAUAUACAUAUGUAUGUGUCUAUGUGCUAGUAUAUAAUAUAUAGUAUAAUAAACUACGCUUUGCGCGAGUAAAGAGAAUAAAUAUGCAAGAAGUGUUUCUAACGCGACAAAAUGCAGCACGAAGAAUGCGAGAAUAAGUGGAAAAGCAUAGUGAAAAGAUUUUAAGAGAAAUCAAAACGCAUUAGAAAUAUAAAAACCGAGUCUCGCAAAUAUUCAAUAACAAAAAUCAGUGAUAUAAAAAGCAAACAUUUUCGUUAUAGACGCAACAGCAACAACAGUAGAACAAGUGACAAUGUGGCUUGCGAAUCAUACUUAUCGACAGCAUUUCAUGCGAAAACCACAACAACAACACGGACACACGGCCAAAGCUAAAGGCAGCGCAGUGCCCGCCAGGCAGCUUGUUAGCAGUUAAGGCAGCAACAACACAGACAAGCGAACUGCUUACGAGAGUGAAAUAAAAAAUAGUAAAAAUAAUAGCAACAAACCAAACAUCGUUUACGCCGGCAAUUCGAAGAAAUUUUCCAAAGUAAAACGCAGCUUGAACUAUUGUGCUGUGAAAGCAACUAAAAAACUAAAAUUAGUAGCAACAAAACAAAAAAAAAAAAAAAUAAAAAACAAUUAAGAAGUUGAAGAAGUAAAUUAUAAGACGGGCGCGUUUAAAAUUGAACAAAUUUAAACAAAAAACGUCGAUUGUCGCUGGCACAAAGUGAAAUUCGGUGUAUUCUGUGCGUCGCUGUAGAGUUGGUACUAACUCUCCUACGGGCGGACGCCAUGUAUGCGCGAGUAUUGCGCAAAUGGAGUCUACAAACGAAACCGCAAGUAUUUAUGAACAUGUGGCGGCUGCUGCUGCUCACCCUGCUGCUGAUCUGUCUCUACACAACGCCGGUCACAUGCCUUACAACCGCCUACGCCCAACGCCUGCGUGUGAAUCGGAGCACAGCGCCUGCCAUCGCGCCACUGAUUGCCACCGCGUCUGCGACUGUCAAUGCGGCGGCAGCACUAACGGCUCCUCUACCAACAACAACAGCAGCAGCAGCAGAAGUACCAGCGGCAGCAGCAGUGGCGAGUGCAAACACACGCGAACUCGUAUCAGCAACACAGCCGCUCACGCCUUCAGCAGCAAAAGUAGAAGCCGCCACUGUUGGCGACAUCAUCGAAGAAAGUUUUUACAUACCCGUCGAUGGCGCCGACACAGAUAGCAACAUCUAUGGCGGCAGCAGCAGCCGUCUAGUGCAAGCGCUAGACGUUCAUGGUGCAGCGGGUGCAACAGCAGGUGUAGAUUUAGUGGGGCACAGUGGCAGCAACGACGUGGCGGUCAGCGGCAGCAGCAGCAGCAGUAGGAUAUUUAGCAGUAGUAGUGUAAUGAACAGCGAUAACAGUGGGAGACAGCAACAACAACAUAUAAAACAAGCGCAGCUAUAUAAACAAAGCAAUGGUUUGGGUGCAACCGAAGCAAAUGCAAACGAUUUGGCCUACGCGUUUUAUCGACGCCCAGUGCCACAAUCAUUCUACCAAUCAGCGAAAGCUUUACAAGCAACCACAAAGCCAACAGCAGUAGUGAUGGGGGCACAGGCGCCAACAACAGUAUUUAGACCGCAGUUUAGCGCCCACUACGUGGCGAACGAUGAACGCGUUGCCAACGAUGGUGAUGAGGAGGAGGAUGACCAUGAGGAGGAUGAAGAGGAGAGUGAGGAGGAGGAAGCUGAGGAUGUAGAUGAUGAUGUCGAUGGCGACGCCGAUGUGUAUGCGCAUGCAUCGGACGAGGGCGGCGACGACGACUAUGGUCGUCAGCAACAAGAAAAAGUUCCAAAUAAUAAAAAUAGUCACAUAAUUAAUUUAUUUAAACCAUAUAAACAUAGCAACAUUAAUAACUACAAUACCAAUUACAAUCGAAACACCAACACCAACUCAAAUUUACAUAAAACACAUCCAGAGCAACUGCAACAACACACGCGCGGCAGCGCGGCAACUGCGCGACCACUACACACAGCGUUCAGCAGCGACACACUAACGUACGCGGCGGACAAGCGCAGCUACAAGGCGCGCCGACAUGCGCCGCUUACAAAUACACAACAACAACAACAGCAUUCAAUGCGAUUGCAUGCCGCGCAUACGCCAAGGAACGCACAGCACGCGCUCACCAGCACACCGCUGCCCAUCGCCGCGUACCCCACCAAGAAGGUGUACCAGCUGGUGAACGGCAAGAAUUUGACGCGCCUUGUGCACAUCCUGCCGCCCACACAUUACCGCUUUACCGCUUAUGAAAUACCCGCGUCACUACCAUACCGCGGAGAGUUGACAGAGCAGCAACGACGCGCGCUGCAGCAACAGCACGAGCAGCAAUUGCAGCAAGAUCAAACGGCGCGCUCACGCCGCGACUCGCGCGUCUUUGGCUUGGCGCAGUCCAUGAGUAGUGGCAUUAACGCUGGCUUCUACAGCAUGCAACAGGCGCCAGAGCUCACAUUGGCGCAGCAAUUGAACGCACAGCAACAACACCAGUACCAACGCUUGCAACAAGCAAGCAGCAGUGCUGGUGGCAACAGUUGGCAGCAAAUGAGCGGCAACAUGUACCAACGCCAAACGCUGGAGCUGCAUCGCAAGCAACAACAGUAUAAUCAUCAUAAACACCAACACAAUAAGGGCGCACAAGGCGGUAUGGGCGUCAACAACAACAACCAUCAACGUAAUACGCACAGUGGUCAUCAUAGCAACAACAACAAACACAAUCAGCGUCAACGUCAACGCAAGCGACCGCGACGCUAUUGUUCGGCGCGCGAUCCGGCACAGUUGGCGUUCGAGGCGCCCAUCGUGUUUGAGGGCAAAAUCACAUCGAUGUCACCGGACCGCCGUCACAACUUUGCCGCCACAGUGCAAGUGCUGAACGCAUACAAACAGCAGAUUGGCUAUCAGGUGAAACGUGAACAAUUCGUGCGGCUGCAGUUCGAAUAUAUCAAUAGUAGCGGCGAGUGCGACAUCUAUCGCGAGCAGCUGCGACCGCGCGGCCUAGUGCGUGGCGACGAGCUGGAGCUGCAGCGCACCUAUCUAUUCUUCGUGCAACAGAUCGAUAUGCGCAACUUCACCAUACUCGGCCAGCCGAUCAGGAAGACGCGGCGCGUCAUCGAAGCAGUGAAGGAUGCCGUGAGCGAAAAUUAUGCACAGCUCGCAUCGAUACGAAAUAUAACCACCAAUCGGACGAUGGAAAUCGGUAAAGAGUUGCACAUUGUUUGCAAGGUGCAGGGCAGGCCGCCGCCAAAGGUCACCUGGUUCAAGGAUGGUAAAUCGAUUAAUCGCAAUCGAAAAUUAUACAAAUUUCGGCACUUCAAAAUGCGCUCCGAGCUGAUCAUUCGUUCGUUUAACAUCUCCGAUACGGGGCAUUACGAAUGCCGUGCCAAAAAUAAAAUCAAUCAGGAGCCAGCUCGACGCAUCAUAGCAAUCAAAGCGGAUCCAGAGACACGUUCUACAACAAAUCUAGCAGGCGGCACUGGCAAGGUCUGUUCCGAUGAUGCCGCUGAAUUCUGUAUGAAUGGUGGCACCUGUCAUUUCUAUACGGAAAUCAACUCAUUCUCUUGCAUAUGCCCGGAGGGAUUCAUUGGUGAACGCUGCGACCGCAAGGAAGUCAAUAAUUUAUCUCCCAAUAUCACCAUCAAAGUCGGUUAUAUAGCAGAUGAUCCCAAUUCGUAUACGGAAUCUAUAGCGGCAAAUCUUCCUUUCGGUGGAACGCAACUGAUGCCUGUUGAGUAGAAUAUUCACAAUGAGAAGAAAGAAUAAGUCAAUAAAAUAUUAGACUCAUCUAAACCUUAUACAAUAUACAAUAUAUAAUAUGUAUGUGUGUAUAUGUAUGACAACGCUUUGCUUCGAAAAAUAAACGUACAUUAUAUAAAUAGUGCGUAUAUGUUAGAGAAAUUAGAAUUACUGCGGCGCGAGAAAUGAAAACAAGCAUUCAUAAAGACAUUAACAAUAAUUUUAUUUAAAAACGUAAAAUAUGGUGUUUUGUGAUUGAUAUUUCUUAAUUAAGUAAAGUUUCCAAGUGCUUUUAAGAACACUAAGUGAUUCCAGCCAUUAAUUGUAAGCGGUUUAUGUAGCAUAAAUAAUCGUUUAAAAUAUUUCAUAAUUACCAACAUUUCACAUGCUAAUUUAGUGCUAUUGUAAGUUGCUUUUAACGAUUUGUUGAAAAUUUAUUGCUAAGCUCAUAGA